AUGCUUAGUUCCAAAGAAAUAACACGGGUUUUUGUUUGUUAUACUAUUAUAGGUACUCAUUCGGUGGACGUUGAAGAAGAUAUUCAUUGCCCUAACAGAUGUGGCCGUAAGUAUAAGCACAAAGGCAGUGUCGCUAGACACCUGAAGUAUGAAUGCGGAGUGAAUCCUAAAUUCGAAUGCGUUAUUUGCCGUAAGCCUUUCAAGCAACGUAUCAAUCACAAGAUACAUAUGAUUAGAAUACAUAACUGUGUUAUUUAUAAUGCAUUUUUGCAAAUGCGUAUACCAAGUAGUGCAUCAUUGGUCAACAGAAACGAAGAAGUAAUUUUAUGCCCUCAAAAUUGUGGCAGAAGCUAUAAAAAUAUACCCUGUCUAAACAAACACUUAAAAUAUGAAUGCAAUAAAGCACCACAAUUUCGGUGUCUUUUCUGCGAUAAAAGGUCUAAGCGUCCGGAUAAUUUAAGAACGCAUAUGCAACCUUGGCAGUCAGCUACAGCACAGGGACGUGGCAAUACUACCUGGCAAAGGUUACAAACAGAAGAUGACCUGAAUGCCGCCGACAAAAACGGGUCGCCCCGAGGUUCCCACGCAUAUAAUACAACAUCAUUAUUAAAUAGCUCUGAAGAUGUAUACUUAUGCCCUCAAAAUUGCGAGGCUGUAAACUGUUUUGUGUGCAACGAUUGCGGUCGAAGUUAUAAAUAUAAACGUAGUUUACAGAAUCACCAGGAGUUUGAUUGUGAAGCUCGACCAAUAUUUACCAUAAUUUUAUUUGUUUUAGUGGCUGUAAACUGUUUUAUGUGCAACAAUUGCGGUCGAAGCUAUAAAUAUAAGCGUAGUUUAUUUGCACACCAGAAGUUUGAAUGUGGAGUUCAACCAAAAUUUGGUUGUCAUAUAUGUUCUAAAAAAUUUUCCCAAAAAGGAAGUCUACGGAGUCAUUUAAUUAUGAUUCAUAAUACAUUUUAACCAGAAUAACAAUUGAAAAAGUGUAUAUUCAAACUGUACUACCUAAUAAACCUAGCCAAAUAUUAUCUUAA
Messenger RNA from Metopolophium dirhodum (rose-grain aphid), 1031 nucleotides. RefSeq names its product gastrula zinc finger protein XlCGF58.1-like. Gene Ontology annotation, molecular function: chromatin insulator sequence binding. Gene Ontology annotation, cellular component: chromosome. The transcript has 8 exons. Lineage: Eukaryota; Metazoa; Arthropoda; Insecta; Hemiptera; Aphididae. The record is from RefSeq and is a predicted model, not a curated record. Gene Ontology annotation, biological process: regulation of transcription by RNA polymerase II. The coding region runs from base 1 to 960 and encodes 319 amino acids.